This is a messenger RNA of Ectocarpus sp. CCAP 1310/34, 367 nucleotides long. NCBI's taxonomy places the organism in Eukaryota, Phaeophyceae, Ectocarpales, Ectocarpaceae. The record is from the annotation of a GenBank genome assembly.
AUGAAGCCAUCACGGUUGUCCGCUGAAUUCUCAGUGCCUGCAAGCCUCUUAAGCUCUAGAGUACGCAUGAGAGCUUUCAUCCCUUCGCAGGGCAGGCCUGGCAACGGCUCCCAACACACAUUCACAGAAUUCGAGCACCAGUCCCCUAUCGCGGGGGACAUUCGUUAGCCGCUUCAAAUCAGACGGUGGCAGAUCAGAUGAGCGCUCGACGGUACGCGCUGGCCUUGCGGUCCGUCAUGAUGCGAAAAUGCCCCCGAGACAAAGCAACAAACUGCAACCCGCAAAUGACAAUGAUUACCACAAUAUAUCACGUUGAUCGCCUCAGAUAUGCUUGAUAUUGAUGAUAUCUGAAUCUUGCGCACGUCGG